AUGGAACCUCAGCUGGACGAAGAGCUGGCGUGGGAUACCGGAUGGACCUGCCCCUCCUGCACUUUGGUGAACGAGAUGGAGUCUAGUAGGUGCGUGGCUUGUGGCAGCCUCCGCAGCUCGCUACCUACUUUUGGCGUGGUGGUGGUGGUUCCACCAGAAAGGAAGCAGAAGAGAGAGGUGGACUCGCAGUGGGCUUGUCCGGCCUGCACGUUGCUGAACGACGAGGGCGAAGAUCGCUGCAGGGCCUGCGGAAGCCAGCGUUGGCUCACCAAGAAGCCGAAGACCGCAGCGGCCCUCCGCGCGGCGCGAAGGGAUUUGUCCAAAAGCGGCUCUUUGGGUCUCAAAGCAUCGGGCCUUGCGGAGGAGCACGGAAUCUGGGGUGGUUUGGGCCCGGAUCGCGAGUUUCUGCCGCUUCCCCCAGCUCCGGAGGGGCGCAGCGUCCACCGCUCUGCGAAAGACACGGACGUGGACAUUUUCGCCGAGCUCCUGGAAGAGGCUUCCGAGAAGCCGAAGAGUGAGGAGAAGGAGACUUCGAAGGAGCCGGAGCCCCAGAAGGAGGAGGCUUCGAAGAAGGCGGAGGAGGAAAAGGAGAAGGACCACCCCUUGCUGGGCCCUUCGAAGUCCUCCGAGCCCGUCUUGCCGGCCUGGCGGGUGCAGGGCGCGCCGCUCUUCGCCGGGGAUCCCGCGCCCUCGGAGUCCCUUCCGCUGGGCCUCUCCGAGGCCGACGCCUUCGAAGAUGCCGUGGGCCGCCUCGCUCUGUCGGGCUUCGAAGUCACCAAGUGCCAUCUGGCUCUGGAGGCGGCGGGGGGCGACGAGCAUCUGGCCCGACAGUUUCUCCUGGGCCCGGAAUGA
Symbiodinium sp. CCMP2456 is the source of this 852-nucleotide messenger RNA. The record is from the annotation of a GenBank genome assembly. Lineage: Eukaryota; Dinophyceae; Suessiales; Symbiodiniaceae.